Tetrahymena thermophila SB210 is the source of this 384-nucleotide messenger RNA. RefSeq names its product 50S ribosomal protein L7Ae. Gene Ontology annotation, molecular function: RNA binding. The record is from RefSeq and is a predicted model, not a curated record. NCBI's taxonomy places the organism in Eukaryota, Ciliophora, Oligohymenophorea, Hymenostomatida, Tetrahymenidae. Gene Ontology annotation, biological process: mRNA splicing, via spliceosome; ribosome biogenesis; maturation of SSU-rRNA. Gene Ontology annotation, cellular component: nucleolus; precatalytic spliceosome; small-subunit processome. The transcript is spliced from 3 exons.
AUGGAAAUUUCUGAAAGAGCUACUCCCCUCGCUGACGAUACCUUAUCCAAGGAAUUGACCAAUCUUGUUACUUCCUGCUCUACUUAAAAGCAAGUUAAGAAGGGUGCUAACGAAGCCACCAAAGCUUUGAACAGAGGUUUGGCUGAAAUUAUUAUUAUUGCUGCCGAUACCACUCCUCUUGAAAUCGUUCUCCACUUACCUUUAUUGUGUGAAGAUAAAAACGUCCCCUAUGUCUUCGUUUCCUCAAAGAAGGACUUAGGCAGAGCUUGCGGUACUUCCAGAAAUGUCGUCGCUGUUGCCAUCGUUAAAAACGAUCGUUCCAACCAAACUGAAAAAAUUAAAAAUAUUAAGGAUAAAUGUGAACGUCUCUUCAUCAACGCUUGA